Molecule: messenger RNA, 943 nt
Organism: Exophiala viscosa
Lineage: Eukaryota; Fungi; Ascomycota; Eurotiomycetes; Chaetothyriales; Herpotrichiellaceae
Exons: 2
Coding region: 254-862 (202 amino acids)
Source: RefSeq, a predicted model, not a curated record
CAUAAAGCUAAUGUUUGGAACCAAUCCUUGAUGAAGAGUGAGUAACUCUCCGGAACAUAUAUACCUAGGUAGGUACCCGUCCCCGUUGCGAAGCAGCUUGUUCUUAUGAAGACAAAUUGUUCGAUAUAUCCUUCCCAUGCUGACCCUUAUGGGUUUGUCUUCUUACUCACAUCCCAUGCCGAUGACGUCCGGCUGAGGGAAUCUCUCUCUCUUGAUUAACUGCUCACGUGAUCAGUACUUUUGAGGGUCAAACAUGCCAGAACCGGAUACGCAUGGGAUGCUCGAUGGACAUUGUCGAAGUGUCGUAAAUGCAAUGUCUUUUCCCACACGACAAAUGAUCGCAACUGGGCCCUUGCUUAUAACUAUAGGCAAUGCCAGGGCCUCUAUCAUUGGCACGGAGGGGCAAAUGGUGCCCCGCCUGAAUAAGCAGGUUACAAUUCGGUCAGGGGGACAGCCUCCGAUGCCGAAAAGGAUGUGUUGUGGAAGCCUCACUAGCCCUUCCAGACAAUCCCGGUUGCGUGGCUGCCCAUCUUGUUCUGGUAUUCAUCACUUCCUUGCUUGUCAUUAUUCGCGUUGUGCACAACUUACCUGCGACUUGUUUCUGUCUGGGAUUCAAGCCAGUUUCCGGCGAUGUGCAUAUUACCUUGAUAUCAAUCUCAAACCAUCCGGCCGUCUGACUGCGAUUACGGCACGAACCCCCAACGCAUGCGCCCUCUUAUCACAUUUGAAACCUCACCGUCCUAAAUCUCUGUGCUUCCGUCUUCCUGGUCCGAACCAGGUCGCUAUAGCCAAAAGACAGCCUGCUCUACUUGCGAGACCGUCGAAUCCGACACACUCUGGGUCCGAACCCGACGACCGAUAAUCAACGUAAUCAAGGAAGUCCUUUCGUUGGCCCCACGGCGCUGCGAGGCUCUCCUGAACACUCCAGUACCAACCUUCAGGU